AGACACACACACGCUAUCCGUUGCCGAGCGUAGCAUAUCUGCUGCUGUGUUACAUUCGCGGUGCGCAAAGAGAUAGCGGAAGCUGCUUUAAUGCUUAUCUUUGGUUCCAUAAACUUGACACUGAUUCACAUCGCGUAAGGCAUACUUCGGGGAACAGAUUGGACGGUCUAGUUGGCUUGCGUUCCCUCGUUUAUCUCAAAGAUUAUCCAUCGUCUGCUUUAGUGUUUUGGGCCCCCAUUUUGAUCACAAAUAAAAAAAACAAACUCACUUUUCUUAGUAACUGUUCAGUUAAUUCCUUUCGAUCCAUUUGCCAUUUUAAGCGUAACAUGAAAACACAUCAUCCUAAGGCAGUUUGUUUCUUCCAUACUCCUUGUAUUGCUUGCGCAAGGUCACUGCACCAAUCUUAUCUCGCUGCUACAGAGAUAGGAUAUAGAAGGCAUUAAUUUAAGAUAUCUCGGCCCCCGUGGUUCAGUUGUGAAGGCGUCGAUACCCAGAGUUCAGUUUUUCGCGCACUUCCGAGCACAAUGGUCAUCCACAAGAUAUACGUACCGCCGUCGGUUGUGAAGCUACCACCGGUAGUGGAUACGACACAUUUGCCACCGGCCACCGCUUAUCAGCCACCAGCGGGCUCGGAUUUUCCGUUGAUUGUGGAUGAUGCUGGAGCGCCGAUCAGCGUCGGUACGUUGCCACCGUUGGCGGAUGACAUAGGAACGUUGCCAACGUCCGCGGAUGACGCGGUGCUUGAGCUGGGACCGGGGAAGAUUGUCGGCCGUAGGAGGGUUCUGCCGAAUGGUACGGAGUACUACUCGUACCAAGGCAUUCCCUACGCCCAUCCGCCCGUCGGUGAGCUACGGUUUAAGCCACCGGUUCCGUUGGAAAAGUUCGCCGAAGAACCGUUGCAGUGUGGAGUGGAGAGAAGCAUAUGCCUCGCCAGUUUCUAUCUACCGGCGAGUCCUCCGGGAACCGAGGAUUGUCUCUAUCUGAAUGUCUACACGACGAACGCACCCGGUAAUGUGGGAGUUCCACUUAAACCGACGAUGCUAUUCAUACACGGCGGAGGCUACUAUACUGGUAGUGGUAAUACUGAUUUUUACGGACCGGAGGUACUACUUCAGCAUGACGUCAUUCUGGUUACGGUCAACUAUAGGCUGGGUCCUCUCGGGUUUAUGGCGCUUCCGGCAGCUGGUGUGUAUGGAAACCAGGGCCUGAAGGACCAGCAGCUGGCGUUGAAGUGGGUUCACGAUAAUAUUGCUCGGUUCGGAGGUGAUCCAGAGAACGUGACACUGAUGGGAGAGAGCGCCGGCAGUGGUUCCGUUGGCUGGCACUAUCUGUCGCCGAAAUCACGACAGUUCUUCCACAAGGCCAUCUGCCAGUCUGGCUCGGUGUUCUGUCCGUGGGGUAUGCAGUAUCAGCCGGAGCAGAAGGCGCGUCGAUUGGCCGCUCUGCUCGGUUACACCGGAGAGGAUGAUGCCGGAGUCUUGGAGACGCUGCAAAACGCUUCGGCGGAAGACUUGGUGAUGAAUGCGUCGCGUGCAUUCGAUGAGACGGAUGUUACCACCUACCUGUUGUCUCCGUUCAUCCCAUCGAUCGAGGAUGCCGCCUCGGAGGAUCCCAUUAUACCGCAGCGUGGCGAAGAGUUGCUGAAGCAGGCUAAUACCAUCACCAUUCCGCUGAUAAGCGGCGUCACCAGCGCCGAGGGUCUGGUGUUCUACGGUACGAUGUUGCCGAAGCUGACCGAGCUUGCGGGUAACUUGACGAAGGUACUGCCACUGGAUCUGGCAAUCCCGCACGAUCAGUCCACCGGUGUGGCCGAGGAGGUGCGUCAGUUCUACUUCCAGGAUCAACCGAUCGAUGAGACGAACUAUCCGAAGCUGCUGGAGCUGGUGGGUGACGUAGCGUUCAACUUUCCGGUUUAUUGUGCCACCGUGCUACAGUCACGCUACCAACCGGAAGCACCCCAGUACUUCUAUCGUUUCGGUUACGAGACUGAGUUGAACCAGACGCGCGCCCAUUUCAGCGUCCCCGACGGAGUGCCCGGUGCAGCGCAUGGCGACGAGCUGGCCUAUCUGUUCAACGGAUCCGAUUUUAAGGUCCAGGUAGAGCGGGACUCGGCCCCAGGCCAGGCACGGGAUCUCGUAAGCCGCCUCUGGACGAACUUUGCCAAGUUCGGUAAUCCGACACCGGACGAUCAGGUUGCAACACUCGGAUUCCAGUGGGGACCGGUAGCACCGACGACCGAGGAACCCUUCCGGUUGCCCGCCCUCGACUUCAGCAACGACGCUGUCACGAUGGUCGAGAAUCCGUUCGCCGAGCGGAUCCAGUUCUGGAAGUCGCUGUACGAGCGCUACAAUCCAACACUGUUGUCGGUGGGUCAGCAGCAGCAGCAGAUUGACCAGUGGUCAAACAGUAUACCAGCACAAAACGACAAGAUGGUGAUGCGCCGCGUACGUCACAUUGAUCCAGCGAUCCAGCUGGCCGCUCAGCAGGGCUGUGCCGCCUCCCGGGUGAUGGUGAAGGUAGCCCAAGGGUUCAUCUAUGGCACCAAGGAUCGUCUACCGAAUGGCCAGCCGUACUAUUGCUUCAAGGGUGUACCAUACGCUCAGCCACCGAUCGGUCCGUUGCGCUUUGCCUCUCCCGUACCGAUCGAGAAGUACUCCGUCACCUACCUGGAUUGUAGCAGUGAGCGAAGUGCCUGUCUCGGGCGUGAUGUGAUUACACGUGAGAUUACCGGAUCGGAGGAUGGCCUGUUUUUGAAUGUCUAUACUCCACGGAUCGGGAAAGAUGUGGAUCCGGCAGCGGAACCCAUCCUUCUUCCCGUGAUUGUAUUCUUCCAUGGUGGAGGUAUGACGGGAGGAAACGCUGACAGCGGCCUCUACCUACCGGACUAUCUCGUGCAGGAGGGCGUCAUCGUCGUUACGGUCAACUAUCGGCUUGGAGUGCUCGGAUUCCUCUGCCUUCCGCAGGCCGGUAUCGAGGGGAAUGCAGGGCUGAAGGAUCAGCGAAUGGCCUUGCAGUGGGUACAGCAGAACAUCCGAGUGUUUGGAGGUGACCGGGAAAAUGUAACCCUUGCCGGGGCUAGCUCCGGUGGGACCAACGUCGUGAUGCAUUGUUUUUCCGACCAGUCCCGUCGGCUGUUCCACAAAGCGAUCGCCCAGAGUGGAACCGUGUUUGCGGAUUUGGUGUACCAGACGGAACCGGAGGAACGGGCCCGUUCGCUGGCACGUAUUUUCGGGUACGAAGGAACGUCGGAUGAGGCAGUGCUCAAAACACUGCGCGACGUACCGGCCAGGCGGUUGUGCGAAGCUCAAUUCCUCGUGCUAUCGCCCCGACAACGAGAGUACGAAUCGAUCUUUCACUUUCCGUUUACCACCGUCAUCGAGCGACCGGAAUCGGUGGAUGCCGUGCUGCGGCGGACACCGGUGGAGUAUCUGCGGGAGCGCGAUCACUUCACGAUGCCGGUACUGUGCGGGUAUAAUGAUCGGGACGGUAUGCUGGAGCUGAUCGAUAUGAUGAAGCAUCUGGCGGUGUACAAUGAGCGACCGGAGAAGCUGAUCUGCGCUUCGUUCGAUGUGGAUUACUUUAGCCCGGAGGCACGGGCCCUUGGGGAGGAGCUGAAGCGCCAUUACCUCGGCGGGGAACCCAUUGCCCGGGGUAACAUUAGCCCGGUGGUGGACCUGCUAACGGAUCGGUUUCUGGUCGGAUUCUAUGUGCUCUGUCAACUGUGGCAUCAGCACCAGACGAAGGUACCGAUGUACGCGUACCGCUUCGCAUACGAUGGUUCCCUCAACAAGAGUAAGGAUUUGCUCAAGUUUCGCGAUUUGGCGGGCGCUUGCCACAUCGACGAGGUUUACUAUCUGUUUAGCUCGGCCUUGCUACGCACGGAGGUGGCUGCCGGGGAUCCGGCCUAUCAGAUGCGUCGUACGAUGGUGCAGAUGUGGACGAACUUUGCCAAGUACUCGGAUCCAACGCCGUCGCACGAUGAACGGCUUACGGUACGGUGGAAGCCGAUGGAGGCGAUAACGGAUGGGGAGGGAAACACGAACUAUACGCUUCUGUCGAUCGGUAACGGCGGGCUGAAGAUGGACACGAUGCCCGAGCUGGGCCGCAUGGGAAAGUAUCUCGAGUUGUUGCGACGCUGUAAUGGGGCCAUUGAUCAGUUUCCCAUACCGAAGGCACCAGUGGCGCAACAGGAGCAAAGGGAAGAUACUAAAGCAGGCUCUUGAUGCUGAUGGACCAACCGUUAAUGGUAUUCCAUCGAAACAUUCUGACUACUGGUGAUGCUCAUUAGACAUCUAGAAGUCGUGCGUCUUCCAUGUUUUUGCUGGUUUUUAGUGAGCGUUCCGUGUAAUAACUUAUGCUUCUUACUAUUAGACUAACAUUAGAAGUGUUCUUCCCCAGGCUGCUAAGUGUUAGCAACGUAUAGCUUUAAGCAUCUAAAUAAAGAUAUUUUUUUGAAG
Anopheles darlingi is the source of this 4457-nucleotide messenger RNA. RefSeq lists its product as uncharacterized. Lineage: Eukaryota; Metazoa; Arthropoda; Insecta; Diptera; Culicidae. Bases 525 to 4223 code for a protein of 1232 amino acids. The transcript is spliced from 7 exons. The record is from RefSeq and is a predicted model, not a curated record.